Messenger RNA from Cataglyphis hispanica, 2157 nucleotides. RefSeq names its product homocysteine-responsive endoplasmic reticulum-resident ubiquitin-like domain member 2 protein (gene Herp). The record is from RefSeq and is a predicted model, not a curated record. Gene Ontology annotation, biological process: endoplasmic reticulum unfolded protein response. The transcript has 4 exons. NCBI's taxonomy places the organism in Eukaryota, Metazoa, Arthropoda, Insecta, Hymenoptera, Formicidae. Bases 319 to 1446 code for a protein of 375 amino acids. Gene Ontology annotation, molecular function: protein binding.
CGUGUAUGUACACAGUUGUGUUUGAGUGAUAUCAGAUGACGUUUGUCGUACAUACAACGGUGGCAGUGGAUGAUAUAAUUUGGUAAAAAAAUUGAGAAUUUCGCGCACGACAAUUCUCCUCCUGUUAAAUCAAAGAACGGCUAUCUACCUCUCGAACGAACGAACAAAUAAAAGAGAAGAAUAACCAACGUCGAGCUUUCGAUAAGCAACGGCGGCGGCGAUUACGACGACGGGACGACGAGGGCAAGGAUUAUUAUUAAUCACUGUUGCUCGCUACGCCAGCAGCUGACCUCGAGCUGGCUCUGACGCGCCGAAAGGAUGGCAGAAGCCGCCGUUAAUCUCAUCAUAAAGGCACCGAAUCAACAGAUCAAGGACCAAGUGAUCAAAUGCGAUCUCAGCUGGACCAUUGGCCGUCUGAAGGAGUAUCUAUCCGAAGUCUAUCCCAGCAAGCCAGAAAGCUCACAUCAGAAAUUAAUUUAUUCGGGUCAAUUGCUGAAUGACUCUGCACAAUUGAAGGAUAUCCUGAGACAGCGCGAUGGCUUAGAAGAUCAGGCAUACACCGUUCAUCUAGUAUGUACACCACAGAAAAUGUGUUCUGGUAAAACAUCAGAUCAAAAUUCGACAAUUGAAAAAAAUACAGAUACAACAUCCUCAAUGAGAAACAAUCAUAUCAGAAGCAACAGUGUUCAAAAUCAGAAUCAUGAGAAUACUAAUGUUACUGCACCUCAGCCUCAGCAAAUGUAUUUGCCCCAACAGUACUUUGAUCCUCGAAAUAGUCAACAGUUAGCCUGGAUGCAACAAGCAUACACACAUUACUUCACACAAUAUAUGCAACUCAUGGCAGCGCAAGGCAUACAGUUACAAGCCAGUAUUCCAUACCUGCAACAAAUGAAUAUUAAUAUUAACGACAAUACACCUCAACAUACGUACACGAGCACCAACAACAACAAUAAUGUUGUUGACGAACAGGUUGCCCAACCAGCAGCGCAGGAUGCGCCGGAUAUCAAUGCGGGAAAUAAUGGCGCGGCUGAGGAUGCCGCGUUUAAUCGCGAUUGGUUGGAUUUCUUCUAUACAUUGUCCAGAAUCAUUGUUUUAUUUGGUAUAGUGUAUUUCUACUCGUCUCCUCUCAGGUUUCUCAUUGUCACAUUCUUGGGAUUUGCAAUAUAUCUAUAUCAGGGUGGUUUCUUCAGGGUACAACCGAUAUUACUAGGUGAGAACAAUAACGGUCGCGUAGACAACAACAACCAAGUGUUGCAAAACGAAGCGAUGGGUCCACAGGCUGUGCCACAGCAACAAAAUCCUCAAAUGCCAACUCCGCAACCAGAAGCACGAACAAACGCUAACGAGGAAAAUGAAGAACAACGGCCAGGUCCACUCGCCUUUACUUGGACUUUCUUUAGUUCAUUUUUCGCCUCGCUUAUCCCAGAUCAGCCGAAUGUCAUUUAAUCUCGCCCGAUUUGUUAUAAAAUCAAAUUUUUUUCUUCUACAUUAAAAAAAAAAAUAUAUAUAUAUAUAUAUUUACACAACCAAAACAGAAACGUGACAUAAAUAUUAGAAAUAAUGGUGAAUUAUCAUACAUCAAAUGUUGUAAGUAUCAUAUAGUUUGUAAAAUCAGAAAUGCUCGCAAAAUUAUGCGAUUUGAAAGAGAUACAUGUAUUCCUAUGGAAGUCUGAUCAGUUUUAUGAUAUCCAUUUUUGUAUCUGAAUCUAAUAGUGUAUGUAAAUGUUCAUAUAUACAAAUAUUAAUAAUUGACAUACACUUAAGAUAGAUGACAUUUAUCGCGAAACUCAAUUUCCAAUGUCAUGUAUAAAAAUUAUAUAUAAUAUAUGUAUCUCGAUUGAACUCAACAACAGAAUCAUCACGAAAUGAAAUAAUAGUCACGUUCUAUUUAUAUGUACUAACACUAACUUUCCUUCGAAAGAAGAUUGUUAGACUCGCCAUCCCAAAGCUAUUAGAAUUUAAUGUAUAAAAGAAAUUUUUUAUGUUUGUAGAGUAAUUUAAAGAUACAACGAGAUAAAUUGUGUGCGUGUGUACAUGCACGCGCGCAUGUUAUAUAUGCGCAUGUGUGUGCCUAUAUAAAUGUAAGAAAUAUGCGAUUUUUGUGUAGAGUCUGUAUUAUAUAAAGCGAUAAUAUAUAAAAAAGUAAUAAUAAUAGAA